This is a messenger RNA of Ipomoea nil (Japanese morning glory), 1349 nucleotides long. RefSeq names its product phospholipase A1-II 1-like. NCBI's taxonomy places the organism in Eukaryota, Viridiplantae, Streptophyta, Magnoliopsida, Solanales, Convolvulaceae. The record is from RefSeq and is a predicted model, not a curated record. Gene Ontology annotation, biological process: lipid metabolic process. The coding region runs from base 19 to 1245 and encodes 408 amino acids. Gene Ontology annotation, molecular function: glycerophospholipid phospholipase A1 activity. The transcript is spliced from 3 exons.
GCUAAGAGAGAAUUGAAGAUGAGUGGCACUGGCAUAGCUGAAAGAUGGAGGGUUCUGAGUGGGAGUGAUAACUGGGAUGGGCUUCUGGAGCCUUUGGAUUCGGAUCUCCGCGGCUACCUCAUUCACUACUUAACCAUGGUUGUACCCACAGGAGAAGCUAUCAUAACUGACCCAGCUUCCAAAAAUAUUGGAUUGUGCAGAUACGCCAGGAAAAACCUCCUCUCCAACACAGGACUUGUCAAGGGAAACCCCUUCCAAUAUGAAGUCACCAAAUACAUCUAUGGAACAUCAGGAAUCUCAACCGGAGUUACAAGCGGGUAUGAUGUGAGGCCAGUGCGAGCGGAUGCAGUGCUAAAGGACUCAAACUGGAAUGGCUAUGUUGCUGUGGCCACGGAUGAAGGAAAAGUUGCUUUGGGACGACGAGACAUUCUGGUUGUUUGGAGGGGAACAACGCGACCCUUAGAGUGGAGUGAUGAUUUCGCAUUCCUUUUUGUUAAUGCGCCAUUAAUCUUUGGCCAAAACUCUCAUCCUCUCAGUCCUUUGGUGUUUAAGGGUUGGUACGAUAUGUAUACCACCGUCAAUCAAGAUACCCAACAGAGUGCCAGAGAUCAGGUUCGUGAAGAAGUUGCAAGACUUGUUGAGUUAUACAAAGGCGAAGAACUUAGCAUAACCGUGACAGGGCACAGCUUGGGUUCAUCCAUGGCAACACUGAAUGCAACAGACAUGGCUAUCAAUCCAUUCAGACCGGACAUUCCUGUCACUGCUUUCUUGUUUGCAAGUCCCAAAGUAGGGGACGUGAAUUUUAAGGAUGCUUUUGCAAACCAACCGAAUCUCAGAGGCUUGCGAAUCGCCGAAGUCAAUGACAUUGUUCCAACAAUUCCAGAAACUGGAUGGACAGUUGAAGGCGUCACACUGCCAUUAAUACCUUACCAAGAUGUGGGAGUGGGUUUUAUGACUCAAUCUAGAAAAUCAGAGUUUUUGAAACCUGCGGUCAGCUUGCCAACACUAAAGGGGUAUCACGAUUAUAAUAUUUAUAUGCAUGGAAUUAAUGGAUUCCAAGGCUCUGAAGAAGCGUUCCAGCCUCAAGGAGAUUUUGAUUUUGCCAAAAUUAAUAAGUAUCAAGAUAUUUUGAAAGAUGAAUAUAGUAUACCCGUGGCCUGGUGGAAUGUAAAAGAUAAAGGGAUGGUUCAGCAAGAGGACGGGAGUUAUAUUCUUGAUGAUCGCGAAGUGGAUGGGGACUUUUAAACUAAAACCGUACCAUGAAAUUUCUACUUAUUUAUGAUGAAUUGAAUGUGCUUAAUUGCUUUAAUUUGAAUAAGACAACCAGUGUGGCUGAAUGUAUAUGCAUA